This is a messenger RNA of Coniosporium apollinis CBS 100218, 1755 nucleotides long. RefSeq lists its product as uncharacterized. The transcript has 2 exons. NCBI's taxonomy places the organism in Eukaryota, Fungi, Ascomycota, Dothideomycetes. Bases 1 to 1755 code for a protein of 584 amino acids. The record is from RefSeq and is a predicted model, not a curated record.
AUGGCAACCUUCGGUGAUCUCUCCGCAAACCAGUACUGGGGCAUGGCCCAGAAUCUCCCUGCCGAUGCGCAGCAACAGCAGCACGUGCAGAUGCCGCAGGCCACAGCGGCUCCUCUCUUCACGGCCCCAGCCAACUUCGCUGGUGGUCAGCAUCAUCCGGUGGCUUUCGCGCAGCAGCAUCCGGGCGCCUUCGAGCAGCAGCCCCAGCAAUGGGUGCAGCCGGAUAUAUACCAGCCGUAUGUGCAGCAGGUGCAGCAGCCGCGCCAUUAUCAUCACCACGAAAUGGCGAUGCCGGUCGCCAUGCAACCCUUCGACCACCGCCAGCACCAACAAGCGUGGCUGCAGAGCGUCGCGCCGCAGCUGCAGCAAUACCAGCAGCACCAGCAGCUGUACUACAGCUACGGGCCGUACCAAGGGCAGCCGAUGGGCGCCACCAUCACCCCCAACCCGCACCAUCAUCAAUAUCACAUGGCGCACCAGAUGCCGGCGGCGGUAGCGCCGAGCUUCCAGCACCAGGCGCCCGCGUUCCGGUUGGGGCCGGAUUUCUUCUCCCCGCCCGUCAUCCCCCCUGAGCAGGACCUCAUCUCCGCCGUCGCCGCCACCAUCCCCUUCGCCCCUCCCAACCCCUCCGAGGACGCCUUCUGGGCCUCCGCUGCGGCCGGGCUCGCUCGCCGCCAGGGGCGCGAGGUCCUUGUCGUGCCGGACUCUCCCCCCCGGCCCGCUCCCCACCAGGAUGAUGUGGUUUUCGUGGCCGAAAUGCCGCGCGCGUCCGUCGCCGCCCAACAGCAGGAGCCGGUCGUCGUGCCGGAUUCGCCGCCCCGCGCCCCCAUCACUACCGAUCUGGGGACCGUGGCGUCCAGCGCUGGUGUGACGGGCGGGCCGCACCAGGAUGCUGGCGCCAGCCAGGAACCAGAACCGUCGCCGGCGGCUGGCGCCACGGAGGCCGUGCCAAUUGAUUUGACGACCGCGCCGGCACCAAAGGAACGGGUGGUGAACCCGCGGAAGGUGGUCGGCGUCGGCAUCGAUGGCCGGCCGUGCCGGGAAUACGCCUGGAUGAAGGAGGCGAAGGAGGAGGCGAAGAAAGAGGCGGAGUUGAAGAAGAAUAGGGAGGCCAGAGAGAAGGCGCAGAGGGAGGUGAGAGAGAGGUUAAAGAAGAAAGCGGAGAAGAGGAAGGAGGAGGAGGGGAAGAAGGCCAAGGCCGCGGAGAGGGCCGAGGCGAAAAAGCGGAAGCGGGCGUCAGAUGAGCUGGUGGAAGAGGGUAGUGCGGCGGCAGGGAGCGCGCGGCCUAAGAAGGCGCGCAAGAGCACGAAGGAACAGACCUCGCCUACCGCGUCCGAGGGGACGCAGCUGCUUUCCCCGCCGGUGUCGGAGAAAGAUGACUUCGACGCCCUCACGGCAGCCAUGGAGGCAGAAUUCAUGGCUUGCGCGGACUUCGAGGAAGUAGAACACGCGCCGCCACCACCACAAUCCGCUGCCGCUGCCAAUGCACUAGAGGCCCCUCUAGGUGCGGGACAGACUCUCGCCGCACCCUCCGCCGAACCACCAGCGGCGGUUCUGGCGCCUGAACAAACCUCCGCCCCGCCCUCCGCCAAUACCUCAGAGCCCCUUUGGGCAGCCGAACAGUCCUCGGCUGCGGCCGCCGACAACUCACUAGACGGUGCCGAGGACGACGAUUACGACGAGCUGUUCGAUGAAAAGGAGCCCGCUCCUAUCCUCACGUUGUCACUGCCGGGCACAGGCUGUCGCAAGAGGUAG